AUGACGACUUCGCUGCUCCUGCAUCCGCGCUGGCCGGAGAGCCUUAUGUACGUCUAUGAGGACAGCGCGGCGGAGAGCGGCGGCGGCGGCGGCGGCGGCGGCGGCGGCGGUGGCGGCGGUGGCGCGGGUGGAGCAGGGGGCGGCUGCAGCGGAGCGAGCCCCGGCAAAGCCCCGAGCAUGGACGGUCUGGGCAGCAGCUGCCCGGCCAGCCACUGCCGCGACCUGCUUCCGCACGCAGUGCUGGGCCGCCCGCCGGCUUCUCUGGGCGCCCCUCAGGGCGCCGUCUACACGGACAUCCCGGCCCCGGAGGCGGCGCGCCAAUGUGCUCCGCCGCCGGCACCCCCCACCUCGUCCAGCGCCACCCUGGGCUACGGCUACCCAUUCGGUGGCAGCUACUAUGGCUGCCGCCUGUCGCACAACGUGAACCUGCAGCAGAAGCCUUGCGCUUACCACCCGGGCGAUAAGUACCCGGAGCCGUCGGGCGCCCUGCCCGGUGACGACCUGUCCUCCCGGGCCAAGGAGUUCGCCUUCUACCCCAGCUUCGCCAGCUCCUACCAAGCGAUGCCCGGCUACCUGGACGUGUCGGUGGUGCCCGGGAUCAGCGGGCACCCAGAGCCGCGUCACGACGCGCUCAUCCCUGUCGAAGGCUACCAGCACUGGGCUCUCUCCAAUGGCUGGGACAGUCAGGUGUACUGCUCCAAGGAGCAGUCUCAGUCCGCCCACCUCUGGAAGUCUCCCUUCCCAGACGUGGUUCCCCUACAGCCCGAGGUGAGCAGCUACCGGCGCGGGCGCAAGAAACGUGUGCCCUACACUAAGGUGCAGCUGAAGGAGCUAGAGAAGGAGUACGCGGCCAGCAAGUUCAUCACCAAAGAGAAGCGCCGGCGCAUCUCGGCCACCACGAACCUCUCCGAGCGCCAAGUCACCAUCUGGUUCCAGAACCGGCGGGUGAAAGAGAAGAAGGUGGUCAGCAAAUCGAAAGCACCUCAUCUUCACUCCACCUGACCUGACCGCCCACCAGGCCGCCCACCCCGUCUAUUUAUGUCUCCGCUUUGUACCAUAACCGAACCCACUGAAGGACGAAGGACCUGCGCCCGGUGCAGAAAGUAUUUAAUUUUGACGAGAAAGAGGAACCGCGCGCUGGGUGGCAGAGUCUUGAGGCAGCGCUGGGCCUUACCCUACUCCCUUUCCCAUCCCCACCUCCACCCCCAUCCAGAUGGUGCCCACAGGAUUUCAGCAGCUUUGGAGGUGGGUCUGGGUGGGUUGUGGGUGGAAGGCUGUUGGCCUCUACUCCUCUUGGCCCUCGCUCCUGCUCCCGGCCUCACCAAAAAGCCGAGUGUCAGCGGAGAGCCCAGUCAUUCCAACCAAAGCUGGGUUGGGAGAUCCCGAAUGACCUUGCCCCUCUCUAUGCCCAGGAUGGUGGAUGACUUUCCUGAAGGGUGCAGCUUGGGCGCAGGAUCCGGUGAGCUCAUACUCUCCUUCCAGUACCUCCUUGUCUCCAUUCCUCCCACACUCCAUAGGCAAGAUUUUCCAGUUAUGAUUUUCUGUGCAUAUUUUUAAGUCAUGUUAAUAUUAAUGAUAAUUAUUAGGGACUUGGCAGCGUGAUUGGAGUACAGACCAUGCUUGGAGAUUGUACGUUUUCUUUCUUUUGUGUUUCAACAAAAGCUGGAGCUGGUGCAGCCCUUUGCUCAACCCUGACCCAAAAAUAAUUUCUCAAAGCUGUCUUUGCCCUUCCCUGCUCUGCAUUCUCAGUCACGUGGAAAUCCAAGAAGGACAAAAACUCCAACCACUCUGCUAAAUGCAGCUUACCUCUCCUCUCCCCUAGUGAGGCUUGUAAUUAGGCCAAGCUCAAAAGCAGAACUUUUUCUCAAGCAUAAAUUUCUCUUCCCAGGGGAUGGAGAGUAGGUGCCACAGCAGAGUUCCUCUCCAGCCACCAGUCCAUCAAACCAAUACCUUGGGAGAGGUUUCACACUUUCAUUUCUACUGAUUUCCCAAGGAAAGCUAAAGGAGCUAGCCUAGGAGGCUAAAAUAACUGGCCCCCAAUUAGCUGCCUAAAUGUAGAUGCUGCCUAACGUUACCCUCCUUGAAAGCCAACUUGGUGCUGUGGGAGUCCUCCUUACCUCCUCCC
Molecule: messenger RNA, 2125 nt
Organism: Heterocephalus glaber (naked mole-rat)
Lineage: Eukaryota; Metazoa; Chordata; Mammalia; Rodentia; Bathyergidae
Gene: Hoxc13
Product: homeobox C13
Biological process (GO): regulation of DNA-templated transcription
Molecular function (GO): DNA binding; DNA-binding transcription factor activity, RNA polymerase II-specific
Source: RefSeq, a predicted model, not a curated record